UGAAAGACGAAGACAGCAGCUCCCCGAAAUAGGGCUAUGCAGCUUUGCAGUCAGUUGAGUUCGGUUCGCGUGAAAGAGCAGAUCAUGAGUGCUCGAAUUGCUGGCAAACAUUUCUUAUACAAAUGGUUCCUGUGUUUGAUCCUAGUUAUCAUAGCGCUGAAAUUUUUAUCAAGUCGCAAUGCCGAGGACAAUCAAAUAUCACGUAUUAGCAUUAAUAUAACAAAUGAACGAAAUAUGAACGUAAUUACAACGCCAUUAAUUCCAUACUCUGUGCCUCACGUGGAGUUGCCAAAAUAUUUCCUGCAUACUUCCCAGUGCAUGAUACCCUAUGUAGAUCCUUUUUCAGCGGAGGUUAUGAAAAUCUAUAAGCCGCCCAAAUUUAUACCGUGCUCGAAUGAAAGUGAUCUAGUUUCCGCGAAGUUCGAUACAAAACUCAAGAGAUAUGUGCUAAAUAUUAAUGAAAAUGUCGCUCGCCAGCUGCUCAAUUCAAGUGACAUGGAGUUCAAUUGUUUCUAUCGGGUGAUAAAGCUGGGCGCAAAUGUGGAAACCUAUGACAUUCUCAGUCCGAGCAUAUAUUUCUCUCAGGGCUAUGUUGUGCCACUGCAUGUGGGGGGCAUGAUUCUGGACUGUGAGACCGCCGAGAAGACGCCCGUCAAAUUGCAAAAGGAUGCCUUCAUAUUCGUUCAAUAUGACAAGCCCAAGCUGCAGACGAGUAGGUCAGAGCAAAAACAGAGUCCGCGUAAGCCGAGUGUUAUCAUGUACGGCAUCGAUACGAUCUCUCGCAUUAAUCUGCGUCGCACUAUGCCCCUGGUACAUCAGUUUCUAAAGGGGCCCGGCUGGUACGAAAUGAAGGGCUACAACAAGGUGGCUGACAAUUCUUUUCCCAAUCUUUUGGCCAUCUUGAGUGGCUAUUCGCCGGAGAAGGCCAAGGAGCAUGUUUGCGAUACGAGCGUGAAGGGCUGCCUGGACGAGUUGCCCAUGAUCUGGAAUUAUUUCCACAAUGCCAGCUAUUUGACCGCCUUUGCGGAGGAUGAGAGUGGAGCAAAUACGUUCACUUAUAUGAAGCCGGGCUUCACCAAAAAACCAACCGACUAUUAUUUUCGUCCAUUUCUGCGCGCUCUUGAAGAAGAAUUGCCCUCCUAUAAGUGUCCCGGUUGUUAUAUGAAGUAUUGCUAUGGUCGUCGCUUGGCCAAUCAUUAUAUUUACGACUACGGAAGACAGUUCAUGCAACGUUUUGUGGCAGAGCGACCCAUUUGGGGCAUGUUCUGGUCGAAUCACUUCAGUCAUGACGAUUGGUCUAUGCCCGCGGCCAUGGAGCCCAAGGUCCUAGGCGAUUUGCUGGCCUAUCGCAGCGAUGGAUCGCUGGAGCACACGAUUAUGAUAUUCUUUGCAGAUCACGGUGCACGCUUUGGCAGUUUACUCACCCUGUCCGAGGGCUAUUUGGAGGAACGUCUGCCCAUGAUGUUUAUCUAUUUGCCGCCAUGGUUUCGUGCAAAGUAUCCGAAGUACGCCGAGGCGCUAGCGCUCAAUCAACACCGUCUGAGCUCCAAUUUCGAUUUACACAAUACCUUGAAGCACAUUAUCGAGCUGGGCGGUACACCUGACGGGCCGGCUUUGCCCAGAUCCUACGAUUGCCCCACCUGCCAGUCAUUGUUCUAUCCGAUUGCCGAGAAUCGAACGUGUGCCCAGGCCGGCAUCUCGGAGCAUUGGUGCACUUGCCGACCGUAUCGAAGCCUCGGCCAGUUCGGUUGGCAAAAUCGCAUUGCGCCGCGCAUUAUCGAUCGAAUGAAUGAAUAUUUUGUAGCAAAGAAUCUAAGUCAUUUAUGUAGUAAUUUAACAUUGAAGUAUGUACAUUAUACGGAAAUUCGAACAGGUGAGCAAGUCAGCUGGAAGGAUGCUCUACCCCAAAUAGAGCAGGCGGUCUAUCGCACCAAGUUCAAGGUUAAUCAAAACAGCGCCGACUUUCAGGCCACAGUUGUCUUUAACAAUAUCACUGAGGCGGUUGAUGUGAACGUGGAGAGCAUAAGUCGUACGAAUUCCUAUAAAGAGGAUUCCACGUGUAUUAAUGAUAAAAUUGCCAAAUUGUAUUGCAUAUGCUUUAGUGAUUUGAAGACGUAGCCAA
Messenger RNA from Drosophila arizonae, 2122 nucleotides. RefSeq lists its product as uncharacterized. Lineage: Eukaryota; Metazoa; Arthropoda; Insecta; Diptera; Drosophilidae. The record is from RefSeq and is a predicted model, not a curated record.